UGUUUGGUUGUGUGAGCAGCAGCAGCAGGUGAGACACACCUGAGGAGCCGAGACCAGAGCACGCGCACUGACUCUUUAACACACCACAGCGUCAGGUAGAAACGUCCCGGCUGUGUUUGAAGACGCCAGAAGAAGAAGAAGAAGAAGAAGAAGACGUUUAGGAGGGCGUGAGACUGGAAGGGAAACAACUCCGGACCGUAGUUUGGGUUAAACUGUCCCGAGGAAGGAUACGUUUUAGCGUCAUUUUGCGUAACUCCUCCCUGCUGCUACAUCCACGCUGAGCUCAAAAUGCCUCCACCCUCCUCUUCUUCCUCCCUCUGUCUCUCCCUCCUCCUCUUCCUCCCCCUCGUGCGCCCCGCAGGAGCGGCAGAAGACGCGCACUGCAGCGCCCCUUUCCACCCCGGUCCAGAGAACUUCGUGCUGGACGCGGAAGACGCGGUGAAGGAGGGAGCGGCGCUGCUGGCUACUGCGCAGGUGCGCUCCAAUAAAGACUGCAGGAGAGCGUGCUGCGACGACACGCGCUGUAACGUGGCGCUGCUGGAGCCGCGCGGUGCAGGCGCAGACGCGGCAGGAGCGGCAGCGGCGGAGAACCGCACCUGCGUUCUGUUCAACUGCCUCCACAGGAACAGCUUCGUGUGCAGGUUUGUGAACCAGGAGGGAUACCUGAGCUCCGUGAGGGAGGCCGUCUUCCGGCAGCACCUGCAGGGCUCGCAGAAGGCAGGUGAGUCCCAGACACCUUUACCUGCAGGUAAGAUGUCUCCGCCCGUCGCCGUAGCGGGCCCUGAUGUUGUAGUUCAGCCCGGCGAGACGGUGACGCUGAGCGGCAUCCAGAGCCUGGCGCUAGGCGACGCCCACAUCACCAAGUACCAAUGGAGUCUGGAGAGAGGAGACGGCCACGUCACCUUAAAGCAGACAGAGUUACCUGACCAGGUGAUGCUGUCCAACCUGCAGCCAGGCUCCUACGUCCUCCAGCUGACCGUCACUGACUCCAAGGACCAAUCAGACGAUGCCCAGGUCACCGUGCUCGUCCUCAGCCCGGAGCUGUCCAGCUUAUACUGUAUGUCUGAGAUGAAGGUGGGUCCGUGCCGAGCCUCUUUUCCUCGCUGGCAUUACAACACGUCAACAGGAAGCUGUCAUCAGUUUGUGUUUGGAGGCUGUGUUUCAAACUACAACAACUUCCUGUCCAAGGACGAGUGUUUAUUAGCCUGCAGAGCAGUCACAGCAACGUCAGAGAGGAAGGUCACUCUGCCCUCUACUGAGGUGUGCGGGGUGGAUUGUAGUCCUGAUCAGCUGGCGUGUGACGGCUGCUGUCUGGAUAGAAGUCUGGAGUGUGACGGCGUGAAGCAAUGCAAGGACGGGAAGGACGAGGAGCAGUGCAUCAAAUUGAAUCAGUCCUUCAACCAGCUGAGGAACAUCAGCUUCAACCAGGGACAAGCUCGGUGUGUGGAGCCGCCUGUCACCGGCCCGUGCCGGGCCAGUCACACCCGCUGGUACUACGACCCUCUCAACAGGAAGUGCCACCGCUUUACGUACGGCGGCUGUGAAGGCAGCGAGAACAACUUCGACAAGGAACACAAGUGUAGAGACGCAUGCAAAGGAGUCACUGAAAAGAACGUCUUCUCCAGAGGACUGUUUGAGCGUUUAGAGACAGAAGAUGAAAACGACUCAGGUAACAUAGCGCUGGCCGUGUGUCUGUCCGUGGCCAUCCUGGCGCUGCUCGCCGUCCUGGCCUACUGCAUCCUGAAGAACAGGAAGGAGCGUUCCCAGCGGCUCACCGCCACAAGCCCCGCCCACGUGCCGCUGUCGGAGCAGGAGACGCUCGUUUACAACUCCACCACCAAACCCGUGUGACAUCACUGUCGCCACGACAACCACCCAAUGGACCUUUAUCAAUCUCAGUAUUUGGGGACACUUAAACAUUUACACAAGCCAAGUUAUAAAAUAGGCGCCAUUUUAUUUAACUGGAGGCCCUUUUUAAACAGUUAUUUCGGUAUUUUUUUGUUACACCUGGAGUCUAUGUUCCCAUGUGUUUGUGUCAAAGUGUCUGACAACAUUAUGGGAU
Molecule: messenger RNA, 2062 nt
Organism: Sander lucioperca (pikeperch)
Lineage: Eukaryota; Metazoa; Chordata; Actinopteri; Perciformes; Percidae
Product: kunitz-type protease inhibitor 1-like
Exons: 11
Coding region: 289-1851 (520 amino acids)
Molecular function (GO): protein binding; serine-type endopeptidase inhibitor activity
Source: RefSeq, a predicted model, not a curated record